CGGAAGCACUUCUGAGUUCAGCAGCUUUAUACACAAUACACCAUUUGAAACAUUAACACCCACUACUUGCAGCUUUAUUUCAAUUAUAUUUAACAUGUGUACCAUAUAUGCUGAGUAUUUAUUGUGGAGCAAACAUAGCGUCCUCAUACAACGGCUCUUAGUAAUACUACAAAACAGCAGACCGCAUUCUAGUCGUUUUUAUACACGUUAGGCACACAAUUAAACUGCCGAUAAACUAAAAUGCCUUAUAUCAAAUGCGGUUGAGGAAGCCUGGAGCUGGGUGUCUGACAGGUGAGCUGAGGAGACUGCAGAACUAAGGCGGGUUGCCAUAGAGACCAAGCAGGGCUUCCAGGCGCACUGAAAAAGGUCCACUGCACCAUUUUAAGGAUGUACAGUACAUAGAGGAAGAAACAAUAACACCAGCUGUAUUCACUCUUAUACUCAAUAAAAAUAGAAAUGUUCCUAAGCUUAAGUGUAUUUUUUAUGGCUUUUCUAUUGCAGUAUUUAAUACAACAAAGACAUUGUCACUGUACAUUUAGAUCAUUGAGUUGGAUGUGUUCAGUAAAUCUGGUCAAAUAAAAAAAAAUAAUAAUGUAUCAUAAAAUAAAGAAUUUAAAAUUUGUUGUAAGUAAAUGCUGCAAUUGUAAGUUUCCUGAUCAAAUGCUGGUGAGAAACGCAAGAUAAAUCAGCCGCCAUUUGUAGUGCUAGGGAAGGGGGUUCGAACAUAAUUGACCGAGGAACUAUUAAAGUUGAGGGUGUUGGCACCCGAAUGAAUGACGUUGGGAACCAUUGCGGUUAUGGGGGGGUGGGGGGGGUCUUCUUUCGCUACAGUUACGAGUGUGAAUUAUGUUGAACAAGAAAAUAAACUUUGCUCCUACCUUCUACACUCCGCCUCGGACUUCUCUUCUUCGGCUUUACACUCUUUAAUGUGACAAGCUCAAGCAGAGGGUGAAAAAAAAAAUGGAUGGAACUCCGGGUCCCGCACCGGAAGCAGUAGCUAGCUGCUCACCAGGAAAAAAGGAUAACUAUAAAAAGUUUUCCGGUUAGGAGGUCAUGGGCGACAACUUUUCCCAGAUGUGGAGACGCUAGCGAGCGAGGAGUACAGAUGAACCGGAGCCGAGGUCUGCUACGAGACUGCAAGGCAACGCACAGGAGUGACAUUCCUGUAGCACUAUGGGAGCGUCUCACCUGACUUGAGGCAGCCUAAGAGCGGGAGGACUCGGAACAAAGAGCGUCUGCCUCCAUGGGUCAAAGCUGCAGAUUCACGCAGCCCGAAAGAAGCGCUAGCUAUGUGUUGUUAAAGAACGACAGCGUUUAUCUGCACAAGAUCGGGACAUGUCAGAAAGUUCUUCAGAUGUGAACACAUUGAGUGGCAGCCUUCCUAAAUCUCACUCGUCCCGCUACUCUGAACUCGGUGUGGCACACUUACCUGCAUCUGUGCACCACAGUUCUGAUUCUGGACUUGGAUCCACACCUCUUCCGUCCAGUCGCUUCCGGUUUGUAUCAUGGCAUCGCCUGCCGCAGUGCGACCUCACCGGUGAUCAGCUGAGCUGUCCCAGGGUCAGAGAAGGGCCAUGUCCUGAGGAGAUCUCUCACAAAGAUAGGGAUGCAGCUGGUGUGGAGAGAUGGAGAAUGAGGAGGAUGAGGACAGAGGAGGAAGGACAGAGUUGGGAGGAGAGAAAACAAGAGAACUGGGAGAACUGUCUGGAGUUAAAUCUAUCCUACCAGGAUUUGGGGGAUCCUUUCCAGCAAGAGAACUUCCUCCGCAUCCUCCGCAGGUUGAUCCGCGUGGAGCAAUUGCAGCUGGUUGACAACUCUCUCAGCAACCUGAGUUCUGUCCGUCUGCCAAGGUGCAGGAUUCUAAAUCUGCACUGUAAUCACCUGGUGUGUUUACGCCAGUUGCCAAAACUGCCAGUUGUGGAACAACUUUGUUUGUCCGAGAAUGCCAUCAGCUCCCUGGGGGGACUGGACACUCUGAGGAACAGUCCUCUACGAUCCUUAAACCUGACUCGCAAUCCUGUCACCUUUACUCAAGACUACCGUGCACGUGUUUUCUCCUGUUUGCCAAACCUUGAGAUCCUGGAUGGAGUCCCUAAACUGCCAGAAGACAACAUCCACACUGGAUUACACUCCCCACAAAUCACCAGAAUGUGCAACAUCUUAUAACAUUUUACACAAACGGAUAUAAGUUGUCUUCAAAACUGGACUGAAGAGAAACUUUUUACUGAUUUUUUUUAUUUUAUUUUAAACGUGCCAAACAAAUGCCAAAAAAAAACAGACCUGAAAGAGUUAGUUGGAGGAUAGAAGAAUCCAUUGCCAUGUCUUUCUUAAAUAUUUUAGUUUCAUUGUGACAAUGACAGGAAUGGAAUCAGUGAAGGAAAAUAUUGAGCAUGAAGAUAAGGCCGAUCGCAAUACUGCUUUUUUUUUUUUAAAUAUAUUGUUUUGCAUACGCUUCAUCUGAAAAAGGCACACAAUAUUUUUGCGAAAUGUUUGCAAAUGUAAAAAAGUGAAUACUUAUGCACAUGUUAGUGUUUUAUAUUUAAUACUUUUGAUAACAUAUAAAAACAAAUAAUGUUUAUAGGGUGUCGUUUGUAGAAUUUUAAGGAAAAAUAUUUUUUUUCCCAUUUUGGAAUAAGACUGAAGCACUAUGAAUAGUUUUUUUUACGGAUUUACAUUUUAAGUGUCAACUUCAAAGUUAGUGGUAAUAUUAAUAAACUAGUAAAAAAAAAAAAAAAAAAAAGGUAUUAUCACAUUUUGAAUGGAACGUCAGUUACCUGAGAUUUAAAGAUAAAUGCCUCCCAAAUAUGGUUUGUUUCUAAGUUGAUUGGCUUUUGCAAAUAAAUUACAUAUCGAUUUGAAGAAAAAAACAUGAUCUAAAUACAAAUGUGUGUGCCUUCUCUGCGCUGGAAUUAAUGCAGUCACUUUUAAGCUGCACCUGCAAAGAAAAACAUGUUUUAUUGGUCAAGUCCCAAACCCUAAAUAAAUAGUCAUGUGUGCCUGCUUUUUAUUAUCAGAUCAAGCAGAAAGCAGGGCACCAUCUCACUAACAAGCACUUAAAACAGGCACAAACUGCCACUUAAAUGCCUCAUUGGCAUGAAUGUAAAAGUGUACAAGGCUUAUCUCGCUGCACGUGUCGGCAGAGAGGCGAGUAAAUGAGCUGCAGCAGCAGACAAGAUACAGGUCAAGGAGACGCUUGUGAUCUCCGGGGAUUCAUUUGGAAAUGUAAUCAUCUGAAGCUGUUUUACAGUCUGCUCUCAAGACAAUGUUAUAUAAAAAUGACUGUCAAAUUGACAAUUUAGGGUAAAUGUUUUUCUUUCUCCAUUCUCGAGCCGCUUUGAAUUUGUUUAAAAA
This is a messenger RNA of Doryrhamphus excisus (bluestripe pipefish), 3351 nucleotides long. RefSeq lists its product as uncharacterized. The record is from RefSeq and is a predicted model, not a curated record. Gene Ontology annotation, molecular function: protein binding. NCBI's taxonomy places the organism in Eukaryota, Metazoa, Chordata, Actinopteri, Syngnathiformes, Syngnathidae.